Larimichthys crocea (large yellow croaker) is the source of this 1766-nucleotide messenger RNA. It is a transcript of the gene dpcd, whose product is annotated as deleted in primary ciliary dyskinesia homolog (mouse). The coding region runs from base 166 to 777 and encodes 203 amino acids. NCBI's taxonomy places the organism in Eukaryota, Metazoa, Chordata, Actinopteri, Sciaenidae. The record is from RefSeq and is a predicted model, not a curated record. The transcript is spliced from 7 exons.
AAAAAAAAGGUCUAUAACAUUAUCAGCGUUAGUAUCUAUCCCUCUAACCGUGUCAGUAGUGUGACUCGGCUUGUACUCGGUGCAGAUAUCCAGCUAUAGUUCUGUAUAUACCUCGGUUACUGUGGUUACGGGUUGAGUCCGGAAGUGGCCCUGACGAACAGAAACAUGGCUGUGCAGAGCUGGAUUGAUGUCUUAAAGUCAUCAAAGAAAACAGCUUUGAUACACGAUGGAAAAAGGAAGAUCCACUACCUCUUUAUAGAUGGAAAGGAAAUGGCAGAAGAGUAUGACUUGAAAACAGACGAGCUCAUUGUCCGAAAAUGGCGACAUAAAAGCACACUUGGAGCUCAGGGCCAAUGGCAGGUCGAGGUUGGGGACCCACUUGUGGUUCCUGUCCCUUCUUUGGAUUCAGAUGUGAUCAAGGAGAACUGCUCCAAUCCUGUGUUCACGCGCAAAGACACAAAGACCAGCUUUCAGUGGAGAAUCCGCAACCUUCCCUACCCCAAAGAUGUCUUCAGUGUGUCCGUGGAGCCAUCUGAGAGAUGCAUCAUCAUAAAAACCUCAAACAAAAAGUAUUAUAAGAAGUUCAGUGUUGUUGAUUUAGAUCGCAGUCAGCUGCCACUGGACAACUCCGCCCUCAGCUUCACUCACACCAACAACACUUUAAUUGUCAGCUACAAGAAACCCAAGGAGAUCUUAAUCCUUGAAGAGGAGCUGCUGAAGGAGCUGAAAAAACUGAAGGGGACCGGUGAAGGGGACGUCGACUGCAAAACUCAGUGAAUUCGGACUCUGGGAGCAAGAGAGUGAUUCUGCGUUGCAUUUGAAGCAGAACCUCACUGCGUCAUUUUCCACUCACAUGUGAGCUCUCGCUUAAUUUUUCUUUAGUGGACCCCUUCAUUAAGAAGAUCUCCUGCACAGUGCCUUGUCAAUGGUUUAAUACUUUUAAUUGUGUUUACUGAUGUCUGUCUGUUUAUUACAGUGUUAUAAUUUGUCCUGCCAUUUAUAUUUGAGACAGACAUAUUCCGUAAAACAUUAUUUCACAGUCCAACCACAUUUAUGAUAUCUGAACCACAAAUGAUUUCUUACACAGAAAAUGUAUUGAACAUUUUACAUAAAAUAUUUGUAGGGAAUUUUUAAGAAUUGUGUCUAUUUUUGCAAACUGACUAAGGGGGCAAUUUUGAUAGGGGUCACUAACCUGCUACCCUCCUUUCAUUGAUGUCCUUGUAAAACACUCAAAACACACAAUGCCUCAUCCCUGUUCGUUCCGGGGUCACUGUUACGAGCACAUCCCAUUUGUGUUAACUGAAUACCCUCAUGUUCCUUGCAUGUAGUGGGCCACCCUGAAAGCCAUUACUGAAACUCUGGUCAGCGAGCAAGCUAGUGUUACUGUUUCCCUUUACAACAAAGGGUCACUCUGACCCUGUGGUCUCCAGCUAAAAGCCCACUGGCACAAGAAAGAAAAAGGUGCAACUGUUGCAGGGAUUUGUUCCUAAUGAAUUUCAUAUUAUUGUCUAAUGAGGACAAAUAUAAAGAAGAUAUCUAACGCUUUUGGAUUUUUGAAGUCAAUGUGUGUGUGUAUAUAUAUGACAUGUACAGAAGAAAAAGAAUUGUAUAGGUCGUGCUUCCAAAAUGGGAUAUUUGUCUGCUUUACACCCAGUACAAUUAAGAAAAAAAAAUGUCCAGUCAGAAAUACUUAGACAGUGGAUAAAAAAAGAACAGUACUGUUUAAAAGAGACAAUGGCAUUUAAAUAUAGAUCGUUUCAACCUUA